Messenger RNA from Rotaria sp. Silwood2, 630 nucleotides. NCBI's taxonomy places the organism in Eukaryota, Metazoa, Rotifera, Eurotatoria, Philodinida, Philodinidae. The record is from the annotation of a GenBank genome assembly.
AUUGCCUCAGAAUCACACUCAAUUAAAAAGCAAAAACAACGUAAUCCAUCAUUUAAUCACAGCAGUUCUUCAUCAAGCUCGAAAGACGGCAGUCCUCCAUUGAGUUCAACAAAUAGCAGUUCUCCAUCAGAUUCUGAUCAUAAAACUCCACGAAAAUCAAUUAAAAAUGGAACGUUUCUUUUCUUACCAUAUAAUUUCGACCAUAAGGCUAAAACAGGAAGAUCUGAUAAUUUAUUAGAAGUGGCCAAAGAAUUGCAGCGUAAACAAUUUAUUGUUUGUAAUGGUCGUUUUUCUAUAUUAGAAAAACAAUAUGGUGUUCGUAUCAAUAUGAUUACAUCAAAAACAAGUAAACAAAUUACUGAUGCACUUGAAAAUGCUAAAAAAGGUUUAGAGAAUCUUAAAAUUCGUAAUCAAGAAGAAACUAUAAGAAAAUCAGAAAACUUAGAAGGUGAAUGGGUUCUCAUUCGAUCAAAGAAGCUACAAAGUCAAACAAAACCAGCUGAUAUGGAACAAGCAUUAGAUGAUCUAAUAAAUCGAUGGGAAAAUUGUUUAAAAAUAAAAAAACGCUCAUAUGAUAAACAAGAUGAUUCAGACACUCCGACUCCGAAAAGGAAAUACCUUUCACAUUAA